This is a messenger RNA of Halichondria panicea, 1653 nucleotides long. RefSeq lists its product as uncharacterized. The record is from RefSeq and is a predicted model, not a curated record. The coding region runs from base 1 to 1653 and encodes 550 amino acids. The transcript has a single exon. Lineage: Eukaryota; Metazoa; Porifera; Demospongiae; Suberitida; Halichondriidae.
AUGACGAUACUUGGAGUGAUUGUGAUCGUACUACAGGUAGUUCUAGUGUCCAGUCAAGCAUGCCCAACAUGGUUUAUACGCCAAACAAACAAGUGUGAGUGCGGACAACAGAUCAAUACUAUAUUGCAGUGCUCGAAUGUGACAAAAAAGAUAGAAAUAUUAGACGGUUUCUGCAUAACCUACAACAAUGAUACAGAACAUUUUGGUCCGUGCCCAUACAACACAAAAAGUCGACUAUCAAAAUUCAUGGACGUACCCUCUGAUGUAUCAAAGUUAGACGAGGAGAUGUGUGGUCCUCUCAAUCGCACAGGACUGCUCUGUAGUCACUGCCAACCAGGGCUGGGACCAACCGUCUUCUCUUACUACAAACAGUGUAAGGAAUGCAUGCCACAGCCUUUAGGAUGGUUACUCUUCUUUGUCAGGCUUACAGUACCAUUGACUUUGAUUUGUGUUAUUGUCAUUGUGUUCAGGAUAAAUUUUGCCUCCCCAGUUCUGUACAGUUUUGUUUUGAUUGCUCAAUUGCUAAACACGAUAUUGUUUAGAAAUGACCCAUUUGAUAUAAAUGGAUAUACCCACUCUUAUUCCAGUUAUAAAUUUGCCGCUGAUUUUGUGGGGCUAUUCAAUUUGGACUUCUUUAUGUUUCUAAUUCCUUCAUUUUGCAUCAGUGAACACAUGAGCACACUUACAGUCGUAGCAUUGGAGUACCUAGCAGCUCUAUAUCCAAUCACUUUCACUUUGGCUGUCUACUUGUUCAUUUCACUCCACGACAGAGGAUGCAAGAUAAUUGUACUUUGCUGGAGGCCAUUUCAAAAGUGCUUAGCAAGGUUUCGGAGACGCUGGGAACUAAAAGGUUCUGUAGUGAAUGCAUUUGCAAGCUUUUUUUUACUAUCCUACAGCAGGUUUUGCUCGAUUUCUUUAAGCCUCUUAAAGCCAGUAUCUUUAUAUGAUAAAUACGAAAAUGUAACAUACACUCUCUACUAUGCAGCUGAUUUCAACGUAGGCACCUACGUUCCACUUGCUAUACUCUCAUCAAUCAUCACUGUUACCAUGGUACUCUUACCGGCAGUGUUUCUGCUAUUUUACCAGAACCGUUUCUUUCAGAGAUGUCUCUUUUCCUGCAAAAUCAAAUGUGUUCUAAUUCACGAGCUAGCAAACAUCACACAGGGCUAUUUCAAGAACGGCACAACACCUGGUACUAGGGACUGUCGAUGGUUUGCUGGAGUCUACCUACUGCUGAGAAUAAUAUUCAUAGCCUUUGGUGCACAGACGUACCACUUUAUUGUGUACCAAAUGAUCUUCAUUAUUACACCUGCUAUCAUCCUUGGCCUACGACCAUACAAGAAAGACCGUUACAACUAUUUUGAUGCUUUUCUCCUAGUACUGUUUGCAAUGGGGUCAGCUUGGUACAUUUACCACGAGGCAUUUAGGAAUAGCCCAUGGUUUUUUGUCUUUAUUAUUGUUACAUUUAUACUAGUGCUGUACAUCGUAAUGUUCAUUUCAUGGAUGAAAUCUUCCCUCACUAGUCGGUGUGGUUAUAGCUGCUGCCACCGAAGACGAGUUACACACCAGACAGGAUCGUCUACAGAUAACGAAACCCUUCCACAUCGUAUCAGUGACCCAAGCGAAUAUGCACCGUUGUUACCAACCACAUGA